AGUUAUUCCAAUAAUUUUAAUAGCUAACCUUACCUGACACAGCCAGAGAUUGACAGAGCUAGGUUCUGGUCGAGGCUCCAUUGAAUCGUGUUUUAGUGUCAAAUUAGUGUCAGUUUGCAGACUAGCGUUUUAACACAUUUGUCCCUCUCGACCCAGGUCGAAUGAGGGCACUGUUACAACAAUAAUGAGGCUAACCUCGGUAAAAUUCUACAUUACAUCCGUAAGCUAAAUUAGCAUUAAUGUGUGUCAUAUCUCUCUUUACACGUCCAGUCAUUGACAUAUGUCAAAGGUUCACACCCUGCCCAAGGGUCUCGACCUGUACCGGGGGUAUCAAUAGCUUCGACUGUGUGUGUAACGCUGGAUACACAACCGUAACGGAUGACAGGACUCCAUUCACCUGUGUCAACAUCAACGAAUGUGCCGGGUCACCCCAAGUGUGUGACAGUAACGCAUGGUGCACCGAUUUAAGUGGCAGCUACUUUUGCACAUGUAUGGAGGGAUUCACCGGCACCGGGACCUCUUGCGAAGCCAUUGAACCUUGUGCCCUGUCACCUUGUCUAAAUGGAGGCACUUGUACGACUAGCGACGAUGGAGCAUCGUAUGUUUGCACGUGUACAGAAUCGUACACUGAUGUUAAUUGUAACACUCAGAUUAGGGAGCAAGAACCCCUUGCGGUUUUCACCAACCCGUUGUCUCAGAUGGCAGAUGUAGAGGAGCGGGUCACCUUCUCCUGUUCCUUCCAGAACGCGCGAAGUUACAGGUGGUACAAAGACAACGUCCCCAUCUUGAGAAGUGAGAACAGGUCCCCGUUAGUUAUAAAUCCAGCUCUGGCCGAGGACCAGGGAUACUAUUAUUGCACUGCUGUCGGGGAGGACGGCAAAACUUUAUCCACAAAACAAGCUUUGUUGACAGUCAAUGGUGUUGAUAACUAUGUAGUAAUGGCGUCAUUCAACAAGAUUUUCAACGACAGUCUUUCGGAAAGAACUUCAUCAUACUUUCAGCAGCUCUCAAAGGAAUUAAUAAAUUUUAUCCUGACACCUCUCCAGAAUAAUUUUGAAGCUACCGUUGCAGUUGGAGUGAACUCCUUCUCACCAGGAAGCGUGAUUACAGAAUUCGGUGUCUAUGUAUACAAUGGUUCAAUACCCGAUGGUGAACAACUGUCAAUCGUCAGUUCUACACUAACAAGCCUUGCUGAGGGGAACCCCAACUUCCUGGACCCAGCUUCUGUUCAAUCCUUUAGUGCAGUGACCUGUCCAGCCGGGACUGUGACAGCCUAUGGCUAUGUGGCCAUGUUUGAAAGUGGAGUCAUCAACAGCAUAGCUAACUCAACCGAUACAAAAUGCCCUGAUUAUACCGUAAAUCAUGACCAUCGUAUAGAAGCCAUUUGUGAUGGUGACACUAUUAGCGCUUGUGUUUGGCUACCCCAGAUGAACUGUGGAAGAAACCUGACUGCUGAUGAACUUCUCACGAUCAUACAAGAGGCCGAAGUCACAGCGGAAAAUGCAGAAAUGAUAGUUGAAGAAGUGGCAGAAAUAACAACCAUGACUGAAACCAUUUCUACGGAAGGUCUGGAGAUUGUGGCAGAUAUCCUCGAAGAUAUCACAGAAAUAGAUUCUACUGAUGUGCAGGUGACUGAGUCUGUUGUGGAUAUUGCGAGCAACAUUGCGAAUCUACCAGAAGAAGAACUAGAAAUGGCUGAAGACGAGAAUGGUGCUCCAAGCCGUGUGGUUAUAUCCCUUGAAGAACAACUCUCUGUAGUUGAGGUGCUAAAUGAAACUCUUCGGAUCGUUGAGCCCAAUAUUGCCGCAGAGGUACUUGAUGUGACAGUGGAUGGACUCAGCCAGGGUAUAACCGUUUUCAUGUCAGCUACGGCCGAUGGAGGAAGCAUUUCAGACGAGGAUUUUCAGGUGGCAGGAGGCGAUCUUACAACAGAGCCAGAUGUGCUUGAAGCUCAGGCGACCCUCUUCAUUCCAUCAGUCUUAGCGGACAGGUUCUCCGAGCUGACGGGCCGGUUGGUCAUCACCACACAUUUGAAUACGGCCCUCUUCAGGGACAGUGAACUAACGGAGUUGAAUCUGAAGGCAAACGAGACGGGAUUCAAGCGAGAGUUGAAUUCCAGGAUCAUAGCGGCGUCGCUCAAUAACGAAGAAAUCGAAAACUUGGAGGAACCCGUGAUGAUUGCAUUUACUCCUACCAAUCCGAAUGGGACAAAUGCCACGUGUGUAUCUUAUGACUUUGAUGAUAACCAAUGGUCCACGCGAGGAUGCAUCAAAACAAGUAAUGACAGCAUAGACAGAAUUACUUGCGAGUGCGAUCACCUUACCAACUUCGGCAUUCUCAUGGAUAUCUAUGGAGGAGAAGGAUUGUCACCACAGGCAGAUUUUAUUCUGGAGAUCAUAAGCUAUGUUGGUUGCUGUAUGUCAAUAUGGGGCCUUGUCAUCACAAUCCUCACAUAUGCUUUUAAUAAGAAACUUCGUGAUCGCAAACCCAACCAGAUCCUGCUGUCCCUUUCCAGUUCCCUGCUCUGUCUAUACAUCGUCUUCCUGGUCAUGAUAUCUGUUGACACAGAACGAGGUAAGGAAGAAAUUCCUCCCCUGCCUUGCUGUAUCUUAGCUGGCUUCCUCCACUAUUUUACCCUGUCAUCUCUAUUCUGGAUGGGAGUCGAGGGCUACAACAUGCAUAUUCUCUUCGUUCGAGUUCUCAACACGUAUCUACCGCGCUUUAUGCGGAAGGCUUCACUGUUUGCAUGGGGAGUCCCUUUGGUGAUUGUUGGAAUCACUGGAGGAUCAGCGAGGGAGCACUACGCGCAGACAGAUUUUUGCUUCCUUGCAUUCUGGCCUCUCAUCGGUGGUCUCCUGAUUCCAGUUGCUUUCGUCAUGAUCUUCAACAUGAUCAUCUUCAUUCGUGUCAUUAUACGAUUGAACAGAACCGUGAAAGGAAGACAACUUGAUAAGACGGAGAAGCGCCAGCGCCUUCGACGUUUCCAGAAUGCGGUGUGUAUCCUGAUCCUGAUGGGCCUAACGUGGUCUUUAGGUUACCUGAGCAUCAUCCGACCGGCCAGUGAGGUCGUCCAAGGAAUCUUCACCAUCCUCAACUCUCUGCAGGGGUACUUCAUCUUCAUGCUGUACUGUAUGCGCCAGCCUCAGGUUCGCAGGACAUGGCGCUCACAGUUCAGCUGCUGCUUGUCGAAGUCUUUUGCGGCGUCCGGCGGCUUCACUUCAAGCUCUGGCCAAACUAAUUCGACGUUUAAGAAUAGCUCGGCCAGGCUCAGGGGACAGAGAGGCAACCGAAAUGCAAGGCUGAUGUCUAACUCUGAUUCCAGUGGGUUCCGCCCGGAGACAAUAGUACGUUCCCAACCUGAGAGACUGCCUAGAGCUGCAUACCAAAACGACGGGGCCGAGUGGUGAUUUGAUAACAGUACUAUAAUGAAACUUGAUAAAUGUUUUAAAGGCAGAUUGCGUUUUGUACGAAACUACACAGAAAUAAUAACGGUGAUUUAAAGACACAAGUAGUAAUGGUUUGAAAAUAUUAACCCAUGCAGUCUUUUAACCUAUAAAACAAUCAUGUUUUUCAACUAGCAACAUGCAAUAAAUUCAAACAUGUUAAUAAUUUCAUACAUAGAAGGUCAUUGGGGACAUUAAAAUGAAUACGAGUUUGACCAUAUUUGCAUAGUAAAUUCAGCAUUUUUCAUGUCUGUUAAAUUGCUAUUGAUGGUGCAGAGUCGUUGGUUAUCAACUUUCCUGUUUAUUUAUACAUCACUUAAAUGUAGUCAUCAAACAAUUCCCUUUUUUUAUCUAUAUUUCCAAUAAACUUAUUUCGAAUCAAUUCGUAAAGGUGUCAUCACGUGGGUUGUAGCAUGGGUUGUGAUAAUGAAUUUGAAUUUUAGUGUCAUUUGCCAAAAGUGAUUCUGCUUUGUUUAUGGUGUCGUGCGUGGAUGUUUUGACCAGCACGUUAAACAAAACAAUUAAUCAUUGACGGUCUUCUUAACGUUCAAACUCAUCUGAAAUAUUACAUAUUUGCAUUCCUAUAAGUUAUUUAUAAUGUUUCCAAACUUUUUUCGCGUGAUUUUUCAUUGACGUUUUAAUGUUACUAAUUGUUUUGUAUGUGAACGAAGUUUCUUUAUCAAAUGAAGUACUAUAAGAUAUAUAUUUAUUUAUUUGAAAUCGGCAGAAUUUCUGAAAUUUUGCAUAUUUAGUCGGACGUUAUAGUAAAGGGGUAUAUGCACUUUUUUUAAAAAGCCAUUGAUGGUUUUAGUUUCUAAACGAGGUAACUUGAACAUCGAUCGACUAAACCUUGAAUAUUUAUCGACUUAAGUUUGGCUAGCACAAUCAAAUAGUACAUUAAUGGAGGGUUCGGAAUUGUAAUAAAGAGAAAUCCAUUCAUCCAUCCUAUCCAUUUUGACCCUGUGUAUAGAUCAGAUAUAUUGCUACUUAGUAGGAGGUAAACUAAACGUGAGGCUAUUGACAAUUUGAGUGUAUUUCGAGAAUUUUUUUUUUAUUAAGACUAAGAAGCAUAUUUACUGUGCAAUACGUGAACAAGUGCUGAAUAUUAUAUUAUGUUAUGAAAUAGAGAUUAGCCUUUUUAAAAUAAUGUUUAAAAAAGUGUUUAACGUGUUUUUUAACCUGAGGAAUUUAUGAAAUAAUGAGAUUUCUGAUAAUGUAGAUAAAUAUUCAUUGAAUGGUAGGUGAUCAACGCGAUAUCUUCUUUUGUUUCCUCACUUUAUGUUAUUAAUGCAGCUGAAUAUAGUUCUUCUAUUACCGAGCAAGGAUUGUGUCCAUUAAAUUUUGUGAAAACUGUUAGAGUAAUUGUAUUAAUUACCACUGACACAAUAUACAGACGAUGAUAUUUAGAAUUUCAUUUUUAUUCGUAGCUCUUUUACCUGUUCAGCAUUUUAUGUCUCAUUUUCUUGUAUUUUAUGAAAUGGAGAACCUUUAUAUCUAUGUGUAUAAGCAAGUUAGCGGUGCGUUGCAGGUUUAGGUUUAUGGUUUCAUUAUUUUUAGUCCUUUUUACACAUCAUUAAUAAUGAUAAUAAUAAUGAUAAAACAUGAAUAAAAAUGGCAAUUAUAAUAGUGAUAAUAAUAAUAAUAAUUAUAACGAUAGUAAUAAUAAAAGACCCGUGGCGGUUUUAUAUCUUAACGAGCAUUUUUACCCGCGCUAACCAAGUUCAUGUCAGCAAUUUGCCAAUACCCCGGUAGCGUCCUAUUUUUUCGUACCACGACGAGGCCAGAUUCCAGUAUGAACUCAU
Strongylocentrotus purpuratus (purple sea urchin) is the source of this 5245-nucleotide messenger RNA. Its product is annotated as adhesion G-protein coupled receptor G6-like. Gene Ontology annotation, biological process: cell surface receptor signaling pathway; G protein-coupled receptor signaling pathway. The transcript has 15 exons. The record is from RefSeq and is a predicted model, not a curated record. Gene Ontology annotation, cellular component: membrane. The coding region runs from base 240 to 3407 and encodes 1055 amino acids. Gene Ontology annotation, molecular function: G protein-coupled receptor activity; calcium ion binding. NCBI's taxonomy places the organism in Eukaryota, Metazoa, Echinodermata, Echinoidea, Camarodonta, Strongylocentrotidae.